Molecule: messenger RNA, 1546 nt
Organism: Gossypium arboreum
Lineage: Eukaryota; Viridiplantae; Streptophyta; Magnoliopsida; Malvales; Malvaceae
Product: putative anthocyanidin reductase
Exons: 5
Coding region: 281-1330 (349 amino acids)
Molecular function (GO): oxidoreductase activity, acting on the CH-OH group of donors, NAD or NADP as acceptor
Source: RefSeq, a predicted model, not a curated record
GCAGAAAUGCCACUUUUAUUUAUUAUUAUAUUGUUUUCAUUUGGCAGGGAAGAAAGGGAAGGAGGGAGUUUAUCAAUUUUAUAUAACAAAUAUAUUUUUUUAUACUUUCAUCUUUAUUUAUUUAUAUUUCAAUAAGUUGAUCCUCAAUCUUGCAUAAAAUAACUAAAAGUAUACUUUGACAUAAAUUUAAUUUCCGUAAUUAAUAAAUUAUAAUAUUUGAGAUUAAAAUUAAAUAAAUAAGUAUUUCUAUGAUUAAUUCUAUUUUACGCUCUAUAUAUACAUGGAUCAGAGAGAGAAUUUAGCAGCAAUGGAGAAGGGUAAGUGCAGGGUAUGCGUUACAGGAGCCGCUGGUUUCAUUGCCUCUUCACUGGUCAAGAAGCUACUGGAGAAAGGAUAUACCGUCCACGCUACCCUCAGAAAUUUGGGCGAUGCUUCAAAGGUUCAACUCCUUAAGAGCUUUCCUCAUGCGGACACAGAAUUAGUUUUGUUUGAAGCUGAUAUAAACAGGCCAAAUGAGUUUGAGCAAGCUAUUCAUGGCUGUACGUUCGUUUUCCAUGUUGCGACUCCCUUGCAACCCUCUGAUGCUUCUCAGUUUAAAAACACGAGUGAGGCUGCAGUUUCUGCAAUAAAAAGUAUUGCAGAGUGUUGUAUAAAAUCAGAUAGUGUGAAACGAUUAAUCUACACAGCCUCUGUUUGUGCUGCAUCGCCAUUGAAAAACGAUGGGAGUGGUUACAAGGACUCCAUAGAUGAAACCUGUUGGACGGCCCUUAAUCUUUCACUUGCUUCCUCUAAUGGCUUCUUUAAGGAUUACACAGUAUCAAAGACAUUGGCAGAGAAAGAAGUUUUGGGGUAUGGGAGCAGUGAAAAAGAUGGUGGAAUGAAGGUGGUAACCCUAGCUUGUGGCAUUGUUGGAGGAGAUACUGUUUUAUCUUAUACACCUGGAAGUGUGGCUGCUUUCAUUUCGCAAGUUACACAUAACGCGCGUUCAUACCAAAGUGUGAAAUACGCGGAAGAACUGCUGGGGAAACUUCCGAUUGUACACGUAAAUGAUGUUUGUGAAGCUCAUAUUUUCUGCAUGGAGAAGCCUUCCAUCAGCGGUAGAUUUUUAAUUGCCAGCGCUUUUGUUUCGGCAGCACAACUUGCUGGUUGCUAUCAACUGCAUUACCCAGAAUUUAAUGUUAAAGCAGAGAAAUUGGAUGAAGCAAAAGAAGAUACCAAGUGGGGGUCUACCAAGCUAAUUGAAAAGGGCUUUGAAUAUAAAUGUGAUUUGAAGAUGAUAAUAGAUGAUUCCAUCAGGUGUGCAAGGAGGACUGGUGAUCUUCAGCAGUAAUAAUUGGUGUCGAGAGUGGUUGUCUGUUUUAUGAAAUUUAAGCUACACUUCAUGAGCUUUAAUUGGAUUUGGACCUUUAUUCCAAGCCCUCUCGAUUGUACACUCUGUUUUUUUGGGCUUAAAAUCCUUGCAGUUCAAUUUGUGUUUCGGUUGGCCCAAAUUAGCCUUAUUUUGCUUGUUCUACUUCCACACAUCCAAAUCACAAUCCUUAAACAA